Symsagittifera roscoffensis is the source of this 1804-nucleotide messenger RNA. RefSeq lists its product as uncharacterized. The record is from RefSeq and is a predicted model, not a curated record. Lineage: Eukaryota; Metazoa; Xenacoelomorpha; Acoela; Convolutidae. The transcript has 3 exons. The coding region runs from base 47 to 1804 and encodes 585 amino acids.
GCAAUCUGAUUGUAUUUGAUUUUAAAUUAGAAUUUAUUCAAUCGACAUGACGACAGAAAAAAAGAGACCAACUGACAAAUUUUUGGAUGACGGACUGGAGUUAUUCAAAUUAUACUGCGAAGGAAAGAGCCGACCUUUCAUGUUUCCACCAGCACCUUCACAAAAUCGAAUCGAUAUUUACGAAGAUUUUCAUAUUCAAACCGAUAAAGAAGCUGAAACUGACCAGAAGAAACAGAGUGACUAUGAAGCCGAAGUAGUUAUGUAUAGAGCACUCGAACAGUUGGACGCAUCUAUGAUCGUCUUACACGGGCUAAAAUACACUCAUAAGCAGUUUCGAAUGUGGGAUUCUAACCAUGACGCGAAAAGCUGCAGCAAAGAAACAAACAAAAGCCCCAGUUGCAAAAACAAAGAAUUAAACAAAACUGAAGGUGAACACGAUUUCGUGGUGAUAGGUCCUGACUACAUAGUUAAAAUUGAAGUAAAGAACCCUAAAGUAUUUCAGCCGUCAGCGGCCAGCAAUAUUAUGCCAAAAAGUCCAAUCAGGUCAUCUAUCAACAAUGCAAAAGUUCAACUUAAAAAAGCAGAGGAACUUAUAUGCGGAAUAGCAGAAAAAACUUCUGGCCAAAGUUUUCAAAAAAUCGAAUUAAUUCAGCUGGUAGCUUUUCCAAAUCUCGACCAAACAGAAAUAUCUCAGGGAACAGACAAUUCUGAGGUUAAUUUAGUUUUGGUUAAUAAGUCAGACUUACAAAAUUUUAAAACCUUCUGGAAAAACAAUAUAGAAGGCCAAAAAAAGUCAAAAACUUCCAUUGAUGGUGACAUUGGAAAAAUUCAAAGUGUGCUCAUCCAAAUGUUUGCCAUUGGAACAAACAACAAAAUAGAAGAAAUCGAAAUUAGCCCUGCCAUCCGAAAACUGAAAAACAAAAUUAGUCUUGCCGAUUGCGUAGUCGACAUUGACCGAAAACUGAGAGACGGACGUAUUACUUUUGAGAGAGAAAACCGAUCCUCUAAACCAAAUGUAUCGAAAAUCAGCGAUACAUCUGAUACAAAACUUGAUAAAUUACCAGCAUUCCUAAAAACCAGCAAUCCAGCUGAUACAGCUCUUACCGAUAAUGAUAAAAAAUUUUUCAAGGAUUAUUUGGGUCUUAACUACGUAACAAACGAACAAUGGAAAGCUUACCAAAAUCAAAAUGAAAAAGAAAACCAAGAGGAAGAUCAAGAAAAACUAGCUGAUAAAAAAGAAGAUGGAAACGACAAACUACAACAUGAGGCCAAACAAAAAGAAAUUGAAACCAAAAAAUUAGACAGCCAAACUAGAGAAACUGAAAAAUUGUCACACAUCCCCCUUUACGGACACUUCAUUCAUGGACCCCAAAUACUCGUUCAAGUUUACCGCCAAGACGCGAUCGAAUAUUUCCAUUGGGAUACAAUUGAAAAAAUAUUCAAUUUGGAAAUAAAAGAUCGCGAAAUCGAAUGUGCGUUUUUUUUCUUUCCACGCUUUUUUCAUCGCAGAGGUAAAAGGGAGGAGUGGAUUAGAGAUAAUUCUGAUGACCUCUUCACAGCUGGAACUGAAAAACGUAAGGAAUUCAUCAGUUCAUCGGAGUUCACGCAAUGUCACAUUUUACUUCCAUUUGAUCCCACCACCGACUAUGCAGAGGCACUUCAGUUUUUGUACAAUGCUAUUUCACGAGCUCGGGUUUUAUGCCAUGUGCACGUGCUGAUGAAUAAAAGCAGAGACGAAGUUGACGGCAAGUUGCGAGUUAUUUUCCCAGAAGCAAGAAUCAAAUAUGAAGAACCAGAACCAUAG